This is a messenger RNA of Aedes aegypti (yellow fever mosquito), 1595 nucleotides long. RefSeq lists its product as uncharacterized. The record is from RefSeq and is a predicted model, not a curated record. NCBI's taxonomy places the organism in Eukaryota, Metazoa, Arthropoda, Insecta, Diptera, Culicidae. Bases 88 to 1416 code for a protein of 442 amino acids. The transcript has 2 exons.
CAAUUCCUCCUGUUUCGAUUACCAACCGGCGUGGAGGAUAUAAAAUAAAUCAAACGAAGCUUCGUAGAUUUGUACAAUACAAUCAGGAUGGCGAAAGUAGUUGAUCUGGAUUAUUUGAAGAGCAUCAGUAUGGUGGAUCUGAUUAAGGAGGAGAACUAUACUGAGUACGAGUACACUGAGGUGAUUUACUGCAAAGGGGCGUCACCAUACAUGAUGGUGGUAGGCACCCACAAGCAGAACAGACACAGGGCAGUCUCGAAUUACAACCACCAAACCUUGUGUAAUGCAAUUGGUCAGCAGUGCCCCUUCAAGAGAGAUAUGCCCGACGCAACAGGCAGAGCAGUGUCCGCUGUCAGUAUUCUCACACCCCAGGGUAUAAGAGAAUUGUCACAGAUAUUAGCUGCGCUGCCCAAGAUCACUCUCUUCGAUAACGAGGGUGGAAUAAAUGUAUCUGUUCUGGUGGCUCUCAUUCGUUGGAUACCUGGGAUGGAGAGUGUCCAUAUGUCAUAUGUUAUAGCUAUGGAUGACGGUGUGCAGAUACAAGACGGAACUGACGCGCUCUUUGCUAUAAUGGCACAAGAGCACAAAGACUACCGGGGUGAAUCCGCAGCCGGGUAUGCUAGACACACGUCAGCUGUCAUGGCAUGUGCUGCCUAUGCUGCAUUGCUCAUGGUUUUUAAGACCAUAAAUGUAAAUGCUGUAAACCAGAUGGAUAUCUUCAUAGAUAUGCGUAUCAGAGCCCUGUGCCACAUCUUAGGUCUUCGGGCUAAGUCGAUCACAUGGGAAAAGAGUAUCAAGCCCUUGUUUAAUGAGGAAGAUCUCAGAAAGUUAAAUAGCGAGCUGGGUUUCUUCCCCCGUCUAAAGAAGGCACUGUUUGUUCCAGUACUAGAUAUGUUUACACCUGAGCUCCAGCACAUGAACCUAAUUUUCCAAGAGACCUCAAUGACAAUAUUCUCCCUGAUUGCGGAGUUUUGGCUGACCAAUGACAUCACUCGAUUGCAUGUCGCACCCUUGGUCCUCGUAGAGCUGCCUAAGUGGCUAAAAGCUGUGAACCAACUGGUAACAACUUAUGGGUCCUCGUGGAAAUUCUACAAACUAAUCGAUCCAAAAGGAACCCUAAUUGCACAGAGUAAUUUUAGAACCCUUGGGUGCGCAGCCCUCUCAUGGAAGCGCUUGAAUACGGUCCAGACGGGUCAGGCUUCACUUGCGCAGCUUCAGGGGGUAAAAGCAAACCCUGAGUUUGAAAAGUUGGCUGCCAUGAAGCUCAAGCCAGAGUUUUUAAGGACCGAUGCUAAGUCCGAUAUGAAUAUCCUGAGAAGGCUCCUGGCAGAUGAGUCUCCUCACGAGAACAUGAACUGGAGCAGAGUCGUGAAAGCAAUCGAGGAAGGAGAGUGGGUAGAGGGCCGAGACUUCUAGAGACCAAUCGCCCCAAUGUUUUUAGCAAGUGCCAAUCAUGUCACAGCGUCUGUGUAGCUUCUCUUAUAUAAAAAAAUGGCUGAGUUAUUAGUAUUUAAAAUCUUACAUAAUUUCGUGACGGUCGCAACAUUUUAGAUUUUCAAUUGACACCCAGUACACGGUGUGUUUCGUAGAAGAAC